Salvelinus fontinalis (brook trout) is the source of this 11912-nucleotide messenger RNA. RefSeq names its product rho guanine nucleotide exchange factor 17-like. Gene Ontology annotation, biological process: actin cytoskeleton organization. Gene Ontology annotation, molecular function: guanyl-nucleotide exchange factor activity; protein binding. The transcript is spliced from 20 exons. Bases 509 to 8449 code for a protein of 2646 amino acids. The record is from RefSeq and is a predicted model, not a curated record. NCBI's taxonomy places the organism in Eukaryota, Metazoa, Chordata, Actinopteri, Salmoniformes, Salmonidae.
CGUUCUCAGGCAUUUGCAUGUAAAAACAUAAAUCACAGAAAACUACAUUCUGUCAAAAUAAGGAAUACAGCAACAGUUCGGGAUUCUAGUGAAUUAUGAGUUUAGGGCAAACCGCGUGACUAAAACGAUGGGAAAGAGUCUGGAAUAUGGGGGAAUCUAUGGAAAAGCUGCAGAGUUGAACAAGUUGAAGGAGAAAAGUUUGGAGAAACUUUAGCACUUUUUCUUCGUGCAUGGAUGCGAUUCGAGAAGACAUGUAAGGUCAGAAUGCAGGAGAGUUCUCUCUCACGUUGUUUAAUUCACUGGCGUUGUAGUGUAAUUCAUUGUCGUUUUAGUGUAAACGCUGGCUUCUUGAUUUUAGACUCUUAACUUUGCAGCAAACUGUGGUUAAAAGUGUAGCCCAUUGUACUAGCUACAUUGAAAAGGGGUGAAAGCCUAGCCACUGUGGAAGAAAAAGUACUUUACCACAAUGAAUUAACAAAGGGAGAGAACAUAACUAAAUACAUCCACAAUGGCAGAAACGGAGACCGAGAAGCUGUAUAGCAGUGUCUCUUUCAAAAAGUUGGAAAGUUGGAGCUCAAACAAAAGUCGCUGUGAAAAUCAACAGAACAAAUCAAAGGAUUUGGAGGGUAAUAGCAGCGCCCUUCCCCCUCCAUCUACGGCUGCGGCAGAGAAAGCACAGCCCUCGGCUAUGCGUAAUGUUAGUGUGUCAAGGAAAGUUUCCAAAAUCUCCGCUGCCAGCCUCGACACCGCAGAACUAAAGAAAGCCUCUUCCACUCCUCUCUCCUCCAUUUCUCCCUCUAUUCGCCAACUCACUGAAAAGUUCAGUAGCACUAAUUCGGCUCGGACUCACGGAGCCCUGAGCCAUGGCAGUAACGUGGCCGGGAAGAGCACAACUUUACCCCGAUUUAAAAGCAGAAGGGGAGAGAGAUCCCCGUCUCGGGAGUUAUUCCACGAGGACAGUGGAUAUUUACAAAUUACUGACACGGUUUUAACAGAGUUCCCGAUUGACACUAAAGUUCAGCAACAAACGUUUUAUUCAGGCACAGACUCUGUCUCUGGGUUGGAUUCGGAUAGAAAUCAACAAUUGAUUUAUACUCGCAAAUCUGCUCAAGGCAACAGCGCUGGGACUGGUAAAAGAGAUUAUUCCCAAAUUGAUCCGUCUAUCUCUGAUAACAAUAACUGCAGUAAAACUUUGAACGCUGAGGAUUAUGUUUUUGUCAGUGGUGCGCCUGCCUGCAAGUCAUACAGGAGCUAUUUCCCAACUCACCAUGGAGAUCUUCCUGUUCACGUUGAUUUAACCAACUGGCCCAGUGUCACCAAGAUCAGAGAGCUUUUUGGGGACAGGCACAGAAAGAAGCACCGGUCCACCUCUGAUGCAGAGGAUUUAAAAUCUGCUGACCACCUCCAGCACUUCACCAGCUCCAAAGAGAACUCUGUACCGGACAGAAGCGACAGGCAGUCUCCCAACAGCCCAACCCCUGAAGCCACUAGCCUCUCACUGUCAGACAGACACCGCAGCAGGGCGGCGUCCCUGGGCAGAGAGAGGAGACACCAGUGCAUGGACUCAGCCUUUCACCCUGACCAGCACUACUCAGACGAGGCAGAGAUUGAGCCAGCCAGCACUAGUAUUAGUAGAAGUGGUAGGUUUCUUAGGGUGGCGCAGCCAUCAAACACGCACAGAGCCCACAGCCCCAGCAGUGGAGGAGAGGGGCCUGAGACCCGGACAUCUAGUCUGAACUCUGACCCUCCACCCUCUGUCCUAGCUGCUGCCCCCACCUCCCCACCUCGGAGCAGCUCCAGGGGCCUCUCCUCCUCCUGUGUCUGCCCCUCUGUAGAGCAGCAGCAGAGCCAGGGGGCCGGGCAGCCCAUGGAUAGUUUACAUUCCUCACAUAGCUCCUCCAGACCGGUGGCCCCCUCUGAUAGAGCUUCAGCCAGGGCAGCCAUCACAGCCCGCUGGAGGUUCAGCUCAGGAGACGAAGAAGAGGAGUACCACCACCGAGCAGGAGGAAGGAGUGCUCCCUCGUUAGGUGUCAGCGGAAGUUACCUCUCCCGCGGUAAGAAUGGUUGGUGGGGUGGGAAGGUCCUCGGAAGGUCUUCAGGCAGUGAAGAGGACAGCCCUGCGUCACUAGGACCUAGCCGAGACACCAUGAGACGCCGUUCACUGAGGAAGAAGAAGAAGAACAGUGAAGUUGCCAUAGCAACGGGACGAGACAAUGGUGAAUCAGACGACAGCGACGCCGAGCAGACAGGUAUGAUGGAACACCUGGAGAGACACCAACAGAACACCGCCGCCACUACAGAACAGACUGGUAGCUCUCGGAACCGGCUCAGAGAACCCGAAGGCUCUAGAAACAGUGCAGCGCAAAGGGGACGCAAUUACACUCCUAACCAGAUGGUGGCGCAGGAGAGCUACAGACGCCAAUACACCUCAGGCGGGCCGGGGACAUCAUCUCCCUUGACCACGCCCCUCACAGGGGUAUCACGGGUGUCAAAGGUCAACAUCUCAUCGUUUAUUUCGAGUCCCGGCAGCUCGCAGACCAGCAGUAGAUACUGUAGCACAGAGACACUGAAAGAAGAGGACCAAGCUAGCUAUGCUAACAGAAUGGCUAACACUACUACUACUACCACCCCAGGCAGUGUGGUUGGUGCAUCCUCCUCCAUGCUCAGUAAGACCUACCACGGUAACUUCACCAUGUACCGCUCCCCCAGCUUCGGACAUGGGGAUAACUUAUCCCGCGCCCCUGCGAGAGUCUGCCCCCACCUUCUUCCCCCUGUCAAUCCACCAUCUCCAGCCACAGGGGACACUGGAGGGGUUACUAGGGAGGAGACUACAGUGUUCCGGCGGUUGCUAAGCGGUGGCGUAGUCGGGGAUAAGGACAGGAACAGGAUGUCAAUGUCAAACCCGGAUAUCACUUCGGAAACAUUGUCCCUCCUCAGCUUCCUGAAAAGUGACCUAUCAGAGCUCAGAGUUCGGAAGACGGACAGGUCAGGGGUUACUGAGGGGUCAUCUGCGGUGUACAGGAUGGGGUCAAGAGGUCUCCACCCAGGACUCCGCCCUUCAUUAAAGGACCUCACUGCAACUCUUCGACGCGCCAAAUCCUUCACUUACUCUGAUAAACCAGUAGGGAGGCAACAUUCAGAUGGGUCCUCGGCCAAAAGAAGCUCUUCUGAGCAACGUCUGGAUUUAGACGGAGAGCGUGAUGGAGGGAGGGGGGCGGUGCCUGCCAGAGAGGUGGAGAGUGACGGAGGGGACUGCAGAGCAGGUGGAGCAGGGGGUUAUGGGGAUGAGGAAGUGAUGCCCACUCCGCUACAGGACAGGUAUGUACAGGAGGCCAGACAGGUGAUCAGAGAUAUCUGCCAGAUGAUCGCUCGCAAGGAGGAUGAUAACGAGGAUGAUGUGCUAGCGACAGAUUCCACUGAGGAUGAGGGUUUCAAAAGGAAACAAGUGGAGGAGCAGGAGAUUAAAGAGAGGGAGGGGAGAGCUAGAGAGGCUGAGGUUGACAUUGGGGCAGCCUCCAUUUCAGGGGAACAAGAGAAGAGGGAGGGGAGAUCUAGAGAGGCUGAGGUUGCCAUCUCAGGGGAACAAGAGAAGAGGGAGGGGGAAUGUGAAACCAGAGAAAAAGAGAAGUGCCUACAGAAGGGAGAUUCUGAGGAGAACGUGUUUUAUGACCGAUCUGUUGAUGAGCUUUCGGGUCACGAGUCAAGCCUCACAGACGAGGGCAUAGUCACAGAACCAGAGACUGGACCUGGUGACCCUGAGAGGUUAUUUGUGGGGUCAAGUUUAGGAUCAUCUUUGGCCAGAGAUGUGCUGGGUCAACCCCUGACCAUCUGGAAGCAGUCUGCUCUGCAUGAGGAGAAAUGGCCAGAGUUAAACGAGGGAAUGCGAGAGGGAUCAGGGUUACACGAGGGGAUGAGAGGGGGUUUAGUGUUACACGCAGGAGCGAGAGAGAAACGAGAGGACCCUGUCUCUGUUCCUGCUCUUGGGACUGAGACUGAGAGCAUUGAUAUAGUAACAGAGAUGAGCAGCGUCAACAACAACAGUACUAGUGGGAGGACUAAUGUAUCCCACAGUGCCUCAGCCCCAGGACUUGAGGCUCCUCCCACUCCGAGCGCUAUCCGCCGCCGCCGUAAAUUCUCCUCAGCAGGUACCACAGGCUCUGACUCCAGUAACGGCAGCAACGGGGAGUCCAACGGGGAUCCUACUGUUUACCGUUCGCUAAGCGACCCCAUGCCUCACCGGUGCCACUCUGUGUCAGAAGAAGGGAAUAACAGUUUCUCUGUGGAUAGUAACCUGCUGGGGUCGCUCUCUCUCUCCUCCAAGGGGGCAGGAGGAGUAGGAGGUGGAAGUGUCCCAGAGUCGUCCUCUGCAGCUGAUCUAUCAGAGUGCACGGGCAGUGUGACCAGCGACCUAUCGGUGUGCAGUGACGGUGGUCUCCGUGACGAUAGUCUCCGUGACGACUACAGCAAUGUGAUCCGGAGCAUUGUUGCAGAGCCAGGAGCAAUGGACAGAUUGAUGACGGAUGACAAAAACAACGGGAAAGCCACGAAGAAGAAGUCCUUCUCAGACCCCAGUCGCCGUGGUGAUGGCCACCUGCUUGACGAAUCAGUGUUCAAAAGUCACCAUCACCCCAACGAACCAAUCAGUGAGCUGGAUCAGCUUGGUCAGAUCCCGCCCUCCAGCAGUGAGCCAAUCCUGAGUGAGCAGAGAGACGAGCUGUGGGAGCUCGGAGACGAACGUGGACGUCCAUUACGUAGUCGCCUUGUCAACAACGAAGGUGGCAAACUCCGCUCCCAAUCAGAAAGGGAGCUGCACUCCUGUCUCUAUGCUGAUGACACAGAUGGAGGGGGAGGAGGGCAGAUAUUGAACUUUGACCCCAAACUUGCGGAGGUUCUAUCUCCCAGAAUGGGCCGGCGGGCCUCCAGGAAACGCCCCAACCGAGUCGCGCAAACAGCAUCAGAGGAGCUGGACCACUCGGAACCAGGUCCAGAAGACCACGGUCCAGAGGAGAGCCAGGAUCAAGACCAGACUGAGCUCAACCCCCCACUGCCCCCGCCUCCCCCCAAAUCCAAAGCCAGGUCCAAGCACGUCCGCCAUGCCAGCGAACCUGCCACCUUCAUCCCCAUCUCCCCACCUCCACAGCCCCAGCCCCAGCGUGCACAGGCGGACCCGCCUGCCCUGCUACCCGCCUCUGAACCCUCCAUCCUGGGUAAGCCCACUGGUGAGGAGGCCCCCUCCCUGGAGGAUGUGACCAAGCGGUAUAUUCUGGCUCUGAAUGCUCCUGGGGGCGAGGGGGAGCCGUCUGGGCCUGGGUCUGGUGUGCCUGUUUCAGACGGGUCCAACUCCAGCCCUGCUACUCCCACUGGUGCCAGAGAACCCAGACUGCAGAGGAAGAGCAGUGUAGAGCUGACCACACCAGCCCCACAGAGAGCCAAACCCAGAGUGGAUAUGAGAAGACAUGUCGUGAUGACCCUCCUGGACACUGAGCAGUCUUAUGUGGAGUCGCUCCGGACACUCAUACAGGGCUAUAUGCGGCCUCUGAAGCAGCCAGACAGUGUAUCACUAGUUGAUCCCUCAUUGGUGGAUGAGAUGUUUUAUCAGAUCCCAGAGAUCCUGGAGCACCAUGAGCACUUCCUGGAACAGGUCACCGGCUGCAUCAGCCAAUGGCACGACAAACAGACCGUGGGUCAGCUGCUUAUCCAAUCAUUUUCCAAAGAGAUUCUUGCUAAUAUUUAUUCAGCAUACAUCGAUAACUUUCUGAACGCCAAAGACGCAGUGAGGAUCGCAAAAGAGGCCAAGCCAGCAUUCCUCAAGUUCCUGGAGACCAGUAUGCGUGAGAACAAGGAGAAGCAGGCCCUGGGUGAUCUGAUGAUCAAGCCUGUCCAGAGGAUCCCCCGUUAUGAGCUGCUGGUCAAGGAUCUGUUGAAGCACACUCCUGAGGAACAUCCAGACCACCCGUUGCUAUUGGACGCCCAGAGAGACAUCAAGCGAUUGGCUGAGAAGAUCAAUAAGGGGCGUCGCUCUGCGGAGGAGGUGGAGAGAGAGACACGCGUCAUGCAGGAGAUAGAAGCCCACAUCGAGGGAGUAGAACACGUCAGAGAUAUCCUUAACCCAAUGAGGAAGUUCCUGAGACAGGAGAUGGUGAUGGAGGCGAAGACGGUGGGGGGUAAGAAAGACCGCUCUCUCUUCCUCUUCAGUGAUCUGCUCAUCUGCACCACCCUAAAGAGGAAGUCUGGAUCCCUGAGACGCAGCUCCAUGAGCCUGUACUCUGCUGCCAGUGUGAUCGACACUUCCAGUAAAUAUAAGUUCCUGUGGAAACUUCCCCUAGAGGAUGUGGAGAUAGUGAAAAGCCCCUCCCAGGCAACCAACAAAGAGACCAUCCAGAAGAUGAUUGGUCGACUGGACGAGGACCUGAGUACACUGGGACACAUCAGCAAACUAUCAGAGACUCUCAGCUUCCCUCACCAGUCUCUGGAUGAUGUGAUAAAGGACCUGAUGGUGGCAGUCCACAGGGAGCUUGCAGAGAAACAGUCUCUAGCCUUCAGUAUGACCUUCCUGCCCACCAAGCUGGAGCUGACCACCGCGUCGGCAGAAACCAGCUUCGUGUUUGAGUUCAGCUCCCCAGACACACGCAGCAACUUCCAACAGGCCUUCGAAGAUGCCAAGAAGCAACUGGCAAUGAAUAAGGACCAGUGGGACCCAGAGUUCCUGAAGGCUAUCCCCAUUAUGAAGACUCGUAGUGGGAUGCAGUUCUCCUGUGCCUCCCCCAGCCACAGUUGUCCAGAGAGCAGCAGUGAGGUGUGGGUGUGUAACAGUGAUGGUUACGUGGGCCAGGUGUGUCUGCUCAACAUCAGAGACCAGCCCACUGUAGAGGCCUGUAUCGCUGUCUGCUCUGCCAGGAUCAUCUGCAUUGCCGCGGUCCCUGGACUAAAGGGGAGGGAACGUGGAGUGGACCCCUUCCCUGCCCCUCCCCGUGUGGCUGGUGACUCCACCCCAUCCCAGCAGCAGCAGCUACACAUCUCCAUUUCUCAUUCGUCGCUGCAGCUCACCGAGCCCCCUUCAGGGGCGGGGCCAGAGUUAGUUCCGUUUGACAGUGAUGACACGGACGAUGAAGAUUCUCCUAGCCCCUCCUCCACUCUGCAGAGCCAAGCCAGUCACUCUACUGUGUCGUCCAGCUAUGGCAAUGAGGAGGGGUCUGGUUCUAAGGAAAUGGCUACAGAGACCACCAGUAGUGAGGAGGAGCAGGGCUACCCAGAGGCCAGUCCUUAUGGAGCUCCAGGCAGGCCAGGGGUGGGUGGAAGAGGUCGACCCCACAGCGAGAGCCCCAUGGACGGGAGAGCCAUGCGCCGCUCCUCCCGGGGAUCCUUCACUAGAGCCAGUCUGGAGGAUCUGCUCAGCAUUGACCCCGAGGCUUACCAGAGCUCUGUGUGGCUGGGCACAGAGGACGGAUGUAUCCACGUGUACCAGUCAUCAGACAACAUCCGGAACCGUAAGAACAGCAUGAAGAUGCAGCACUCUGCCCCCAUCCUGUGUGUUCUCUACCUGGACAACAAGGUGUUUGUGUCCCUGGCCAACGGAGAUGUGAUCGUCUACCAGAGGGAGGCGGGGAGUUUCUGGGACGCCCAGUCAUCUCAGACGUUGAGUCUGAGCACGCCCAGUAGUCCUGUCACUAAGAUGGUCCCGGUCGGAGGGAAGCUGUGGUGUGGUUCACAGAACCGCGUUCUCAUCAUCAACACAACCACACUGGUGCAAGAGCACUGGUUCCAGGUGGGCACAGACAGCAGUAGGUGUGUUACCUGCAUGGUGAGCUACGGCCAGGGGGUGUGGCUGGCGCUCCAGGGUAGUGCCCAGAUCAGACUUUACCACGCCCAGACCUGGGAAAGCCUGACGGAGGUGGACGUGGCUCCCGCUGUGCACAAGAUGCUUGCAGGUUCAGAUGCGAUCAUCCGGCAACACAAGGCAGCGUGUCUGAGGAUCACAGCUCUCCUGGCCUGUAAGGACCUGCUGUGGAUCGGGACCAGUGCAGGGGUGGUCCUGACCCUGUCUAUCCCAGCCGUCAGCUCUGGGACAGUGUCAGGGACGCUGCGGUCACCUCUGACCCCCAUGGGUUCUGCUCACGGACACACUGGCCAUGUGAGGUUCCUCACCUCCAUAGAACUACCUGAAGGCUUCGACGUCAACUUCCCCCUGCCCGCCGAUACCACAGGUAACCACGUCAACUUCCCCCUGCCCGCCGAUACCACAGCCCAGAGUGGUGUUGACGGGGGUAAUGGGGGUCUGCAGAGGCGGGACUCCUCUCACAGACGAGCCUCCGCCAUCCUGCCCGUCAAAACCAAUCAGCUGGUGAUCUCAGGUGGCGACGGCUACGAGGACUUCCGGCUGACCAAUAGCAGCAGUGAGACAGUGGGGCGGGACGACAGCACCAACCACUUACUGCUGUGGAGGGUCUGAGCCAAUCAGCAGGCCCUGUUUAUUAAAGCCCACCCUCUAGGCACCAGCAACAUACAGUACUGCCUUGGAGAGUCCCCUGACCCCUUUAAACCCCACCCUCAGCUGAAACCGCACACAAACCCCGCCCUCCUCUUUAAACCCCUCCCCCUUUUUAUUAGGUCCAGUUUUUUUUGUCCUUUGCUCAAUCUUCUGAUCUCUCUGUGCGUGGGUGUUGUUAGCCCAGACUGAAAAACUACACACUCACUUUAAACCAGGUUUCUGUUGUUUUCGUUUGUUCCGAUGCAACUGUGUGUGUUGUUAAUCGCUGAGUGGUGUGUGCUUGGUGUUUCGGCGUGAAUCACCCUCCACUUGUAUUGCUCAGUCUGUGGACUUCGUGUCAUAAUGAAACUCUACAGACUUUACUUAGAGAGAGGGAACAAGAGCGAGAGAGAGAGAGAUAUUGGGAGAGCGGGAGUGACUGGAGAAAAUAGGUUAGAUGAAGGAUAUGGAGGGAAAGCAAGAAAGAAAGAGAGGAGGGAAAGACAGUAAAGAGAGUGUGGAUGAGGACAGACCGAUCAGGUGAAGGAUAAGAAGAGAGAGAGAGAUUGAGGCAGACAUGGUGAAAGGCGAGUGAUGGGAAGAGGAUUGUGAACUCUGCAACAAGCCGACUGACGGAAGUAACGAUGGAACAAGGAGUUUGAAGAAGGGCCUGAGGACGGGGGUCAAACAUCCAUCUUUGGAUUCCUCUUUUCGGCCCACACCAUGCGGACACUCCAUCCUAGGGAGGAGAGGAGAAAGGGAUGGAAAAGGGAGUGAAGGAGACCUAAGAGUAACAUUAUAAAAGUAACCAAUGUGCAAUAUAUGGCAAGGGUACCUACUAAAACUAUACACAAACACACACACACACACUUUCUUCACUCGUUUGACAAAACACAGCUCGUCUCUCCGUAGCCUAUGACUCACUCAUACAUACACCUCUUUCUCACCUUAAUCACUUUUGUGUUUGUUAUUAUUUUAAAGAUGUGUUGUAUUUUAAAAGAGCUGAAGCAGCAUCGCACCACUACAGUGAAGUGUGUUUUAAAACAUUUCUUUCCGAGGUCGUAGCAGAGAAAUGUUUGUACAGUAUUUAUGUUUUUGAUUUGAGCUUUGUAUUUUUUACAGCGCUUCAUUUAUAGAUGUCUUUUUCUCUCUUUCUUUGCCUCUAAGAGAUUGUGAUUUACAAGAGCUCUGACACACACACACACACACACACACACACACACACACACACACACACACACACACACACACACACAAAAGCCUACAUAACAACACAUAUAUACACACACACAAAAGCCUACAUAACAACACAUAUAUACACACACAUACACACACACAAACCAGUGUCCUGAAGUUCAGGCUCAAGUGGUGAUAGUGUUUACUGUCUCCAAGCCACGAGAACUGCCCUGAAAACUAUCUGGGUCACCUUCAACCACUCCAACCGAACGCAUUAGCAUUAGGCUAAUUCCCCCACUGAGAGCCAAUGAAGAGGCUAACCGAUAAUCAGACGCGACAGAUAGCCUAGCGGUUAAGAGCCUUGGGCGAGUAACCGAAAGGUCGCUGGUUCGAAUCCCCGUGGCAACUAGGUGAAAAAAAUCGGACAAUGUGCCCUUGAGCAAGGCACAACUCUAAUUGCUCCUGUAAGUCGCUCUGGAUAAGAGGUAAUACGUCGCUCUCUGGAUGAGAGCGUCUGCUAAAUGACUAAAAUGUAAAUAUAAUCGGAUAACCUGGUCCUUUGAUACUCAACUGCUGCUAGCUGUGUCUCUGUGUAGAGGUGUGUUAGUGGAGCAGCCUGUCUCUGUGUAGAGGUGUGUUAGUGGAGCAGCCUGUCUCUGUGUAGAGGUGUGUUAGUGGAGCAGCCUGUCUCUGUGUAGAGGUGUGUUAGUGGAGCAGCCUGUCUCUGUGUAGAGGUGUGUUAGUGGAGCAGCCUGUCUCUGUGUAGAGGUGUGUUAGUGGGGCAGCCUGUCUCUGUGUAGAGGUGUGUUAGUGGAGCAGCCUGUCUCUGUGUAGAGGUGUGUUUAGUGGAGCAGCCUGUCUCUGUGUAGAGGUACGUUAGUGGAGCAGCCUGUCUCUGUGUAGAGGUGUGUUAGUGGAGCAGCCUGUCUCUGUGUAGAGGUGUGUUAGUGGAGCAGCCUGUCUCUGUGUAGAGGUGUGUUAGUGGAGCAGCCUGUCUCUGUGUAGAGGUGUGUUAGUGGAGCAGCCUGUCUCUGUGUAGAGGUGUGUUAGUGGAGCAGCCUGUCUCUGUGUAGAGGUGUGUUAGUGGAGCAGCCUGUCUCUGUGUAGAGGUGUGUUAGUGGAGCAGCCUGUCUCUGUGUAGAGGUGUGUUAGUGGAGCAGCCUGUCUCUGUGUAGAGGUGUGUUAGUGGAGCAGCCUGUCUCUGUGUAGAGGUGUGUUUAGUGGAGCAGCCUGUCUCUGUGUAGAGGUACGUUAGUGGAGCAGCCUGUCUCUGUGUAGAGGUGUGUUAGUGGAGCAGCCUGUCUCUGUGUAGAGGUGUGUUUAGUGGAGCAGCCUGUCUCUGUGUAGAGGUACGUUAGUGGAGCAGCCUGUCUCUGUGUAGAGGUGUGUUAGUGGAGCAGCCUGUCUCUGUGUAGAGGUGUGUUAGUGGAGCAGCCUGUCUCUGUGUAGAGGUGUGUUAGUGGAGCAGCCUGUCUCUGUGUAGAGGUGUGUUAGUGGAGCAGCCUGUCUCUGUGUAGAGGUGUGUUAGUGGAGCAGCCUGUCUCUGUGUAGAGGUGUGUUAGUGGAGCAGCCUGUCUCUGUGUAGAGGUGUGUUAAGUGUUAAGUGCUCUGUACUUUAGCCAAGUGUGGAAUAAUUGUUGGUUAUUCUGUCCAUGUUGUUGUGUUGUCACAUUGGGUAGACUGUGUGGAACCAUGUGGAUUUUUUCUACCCAUUAUAUUUCCAUGGUCCCCCCCACCUGCCUCUGUUUUCACAGUAACUGCAUACUACAUUUAUAAACACUACAUUGUAGAAUAUGAAGCAUGUUAGCUUUAAUGUUAAUCAAGUAACAGAAUUGAGUAGGAUAUCACUGUGGCAAAGACAUUCAGAAUUUACCAUUCACACUACUUCUAACCAUCAUAAUAAGUUUAUGCUGCCAUCCUAGUAAAUUUCAGUAACCCUUCUGCCAGUUUGUGAAAGAAGUCUAUUGUGUAAUGUAAAUAUUGGUAUAUAUUGCCGUUUUUUCUGUAAAUAGUGCACCCACUGUCCUCAAUUGUUGAUAUGAAUCUAAUGGCAUAUUUUUAUAUACUUGUGUGUGUUUUUUCUCCUCUGGCAUGCGCUGUCAGUCACGUUUAAAUUAUAACUGCCACAAAAUGACAACAAGAGAAAGGAAACGGCGGCGUCUAUGGUUAUACUUCAGUUGUCAUGGUUACGUUUUCUUCCUGUAGCUGUUUCUGUUUCGUCACUUCAGGUUCUUCUUUGGAAUUAAAUAAUUUCACUGGUGCCAGACUA